Aegilops tauschii subsp. strangulata is the source of this 846-nucleotide messenger RNA. The record is from RefSeq and is a predicted model, not a curated record. Lineage: Eukaryota; Viridiplantae; Streptophyta; Magnoliopsida; Poales; Poaceae.
AUGGCUCACAACGCGGCCGCUGCAGUUGAUCCCGGCGAAGGCCUCCGGGCACCCGAUACGUCGUCAAGGCACGUCGUGGAGAGCGUGACGCACGAUUUCCAGGUGACCAACUAUCCGCUACUCGAGGGCAUGCGUGUCAGAAAGUACAUUAGCUCGAGCACGUUCACCGUCGGCGGCUACGACUGGAACAUCGUGUUCUACCCGGACGGAGACGACGAGGACUGUGCAGGGCACGCGUCGGCCUUCUUGUGUUAUCUUAGCCAGGCCAAGGACGAGGUGAGGACAAACUUGACCUUCACCAUGCUGGACGAUCAAGGCAACGUACAAGCAACCCAUCAGGUACCGGAAUGCGUUCUCGCCGUGAUCAAAGAACCACCAGCGGAGUGCAAGAGAUACCUUAUCGUGGACCCUCCGCCGGAGCUGUCCGGCCGCCUCCACCGCGCCCUCAAGAACGGGAGAGGCACCGACAUCACGCUCCUCGUGGGCGGCAGGGAGUUCAGCGCGCACAGGUUCAUGCUUGCCGCACAGUCGCCCGUCUUCGAAUCGCUCUUUGGCCCGAUGAUGGAUAAGGACACACGGUGCGUAGAGAUUGCCGACAUGGAGCCAGCCAUCUUCGAGAUGCUUCUGCAUUACGUCUACACGGAUUCACUGCCGCCGUGUGGUGAAGGCGAUUACGAUGCAGCCACGAUGCAGCAUUUGCUAGUCGGUGCGGUCCGGUACGGGCUGGACAGGUUGAAGGUGAUGUGCGAAAAGAGGUUGUGCAGAAACAUCGACGCGAGCACAGUCAUGAGCACAUUGGCACUAGCAACUCAUCACAACUCUGACCAGCUAAGGAUGCAUGCCUAG